UAACAACACUCUUUGCAAGAUUCACCGAAUCCGGCGGACAGCCUAUCCUGCCGUUCUUCCUUCUUACACAUUAAACCGGAAGCUCUUCGAGUGAUUUAGAAGCAGGGUCUGUAUCAAUUUCUUGAAAACAAUACAAGAUGAAUGCAGGGAUGUGUAGCUCGACAACCAUCUUUCUUGUGUGUACCUUUUUAGCACUAUUGAGUAGCGUUUUUGGACUGAAAAUCGAUCCGCAGAAACCACAAAAUUUCGUUAUCCUUAUGGUGGACGACCUUGGAAUCGGUGACGUAGGAUGUUUUGGAAAUGAUACGAUCAAAACGCCAAAUAUUGACAAACUUGCAAGUGAAGGAGUAAAGCUUGAACAUGGCUUGGCUGCGGCGCCAGUUUGCACACCUAGUAGGGCUGCUUUUUUAACAGGUCGAUAUGCUGUUCGAUCUGGUAUGGUUGGAUGGCCAAAUGAUAAUAAAGUCCUCGUUCGAACUGCUCUGACAGGCGGACUCCCCUCCGAGGAGGUCACCUUUGCCAAGAUCUUGAAGCAACAUGGGUAUAAAACAGCAUUCGUAGGUAAAUGGCAUCUUGGUAUGAGCUGCAAUACGUCCAAGGAUUUUUGCCACCACCCAAAGAAUCAUGGAUUUAGCCACUUUUACGGACUACCCCAUACUAACCAAAGAGAAUGUGCAGAUAACUUCUCCCCCGAAUUGAAUGAUUUCGACAAAAUGCUGAAGACGCUUUUCACUUCAUUUGUUGUAAUAUUCCCAGCGUUAAUCGCAUUGACUAGAUUUGGUAUGAUUAAGGUCGCGGUGGUUGCUUUUCUUCUCCUGUCUUACUUGUUCGUUAUCUAUGUGCCAGAAAUGGCGAAUAUUGUGGCCAGUAACUGGUUUGACUGCAUACUAAUGAGAGGCAAGGAAGUUGUAGAGCAGCCGAUUAAUCUUGGUACGUUGACGCACAGGCUCACAUCAGAUGCAACAGAGUUCAUUGAGAAACACCAAGAUGAUCCGUUUUUGCUUUUUAUGUCCUUUGCCAAGGUGCAUACUGCGUUGAAAACUAGCGAAAACUUUGUGAAUCACAGUAAACAUGGAAGAUACGGCGAUAAUGUUGAAGAAAUGGACUGGGCCGUCGGUAAGAUUUUAAGCAAGAUUGAAGAGCUUGGCCUUUUUGAUGAUACGAUGGUAUAUUUCACCUCUGACCAUGGCCCACAUCUCGAGGAAGUUGCAAGAGAUGGUGAAAUGUGCGGGGGCUUUCAAGGCAUCUUCAAAGGUGGAAAAGGGACGAAUUGGGAAGGUGGUAUCAGAGUCCCUACAAUAGCUCGAUGGCCAAAGAGAAUACCUCCUGGUACUAAAACUGAUGUGCCAACAAGCAGUUUGGAUUUCUUUCCAACAGUGCUAAAAGUGGCUGGAAUAAAAGUUCCGGAAAAUAGAGUCCUGGAUGGAGAGGAUAUUCUAGAAGUUUUGACUGGCAAAGCUUCAGAUCGAUUUCAAGAAAGGUUUAUUUUUCACUACUGUGACGCAGUGAUUCAAGCAGUAACAUUUGCAGAUAACGAAAGUUCCAAGGUCUGGAAAAUACAUUACAUAACUCCGCAAUUCAGUCCAGGAACAGAAGCAUGCAUGCAACAUUUUCUUUGCCCUUGUUUUGGUGAGGGUGUAAAUAUACACGAUCCUCCUUUAGUAUUUGACUUAGGCUCAGAUCCCGGGGAGAAGAGCCCCCUUGAUACAAACACAGCUGUUAUUCGACGUUUGCUACGAAAAACAAAGUCUGCAGUGGAAAGACACAAUCUGACAAUACAAGCAGUCCCAUCACAGUUAUCGUCGCGAGCAUUUCUUCCCUGGAUGCAGCUUUGUUGCAAUCCUCCGUUUUGCUCGUGCAAGGAAAAUUUUCCCUUCGAACUUAUACCUUUUGACUAAGGACCUUUAGCAGUUUAUCCACAAUAUAAAUUUCAAUCUGAAUCAAGGUGGAACAGAAAA
Molecule: messenger RNA, 1958 nt
Organism: Rhopilema esculentum
Lineage: Eukaryota; Metazoa; Cnidaria; Scyphozoa; Rhizostomeae; Rhizostomatidae
Product: steryl-sulfatase
Molecular function (GO): arylsulfatase activity
Source: RefSeq, a predicted model, not a curated record